AUGGAGACUGUUCGCAACAUCCAGAAUCCCAUCCCUCCGGUGGUGCUCCAGCCAUCUAAAUGGCUGUCACUCUAUGAGGACUUUGUCGCAAAGAACUCCAGUUCAGUUGGCUCGGUCGAGUCGGCGCUGAGGUCAUUGACCUACAUCAUCCCAGGAAGAUAUCGCGAAUCCGAAAUCCCUUCAGAAUGUGUGCACUCCGGAGUCCAACUUCUAUCGCUAUAUCAUGAUUCUCUCGUGUCACGAGUCAUUUCCCGACUGCCUUCAACAGUCCCUCGACCACCGCCUACCCCCCAUGCCCGAUACACGAAAUACUGGACCACGCGCUCCUCGCUAUACCAUCGAGUUGCCGUCGCGCUGCAAAUGCUCCAGUACACAGAACUACUCUGGGAGAUGACGGCGCGGCGGCGCGGGCAGAAGACUAAAUGGCGUGUCGUUGUAUUCCUUGAAUUUGCCAAGGCAAUCUGUCGCCUGCUCUUGCUUCGACUGACCAACUCUAGACCGUUGGUCAGUCCUCCCCUGCCGGAGCGAGAGGUGGACCCGCGGUCGACACAGGGAGAGGAAGACCAGAGUGACUGGAAUGGCAUGGAGACUCCCACGAGCGAGCGCUCUACGGACAUUAGCUGGACCAUGCCCCGCACAGGGCUGUCCUUGCCAUCUCUCCCGGAUGUGAACGACGUGUCGAACUAUCUUAUCUCGAAGGUUCUCACUGCGGAUGAUAUCAAGCCUCCGAAGGCGUUGCUUCACCGUGUCACUGGGCAGGGACAGUUGGCAGAGGUGUUGUACAUCCUGCGACCAGUCGUUUACGCACUGGCUAUGCAGCGAUGGAGCGGAGAUCGCCGCAGCUGGCGACCAUGGCUGAUUGGAUUCGGCAUGGAAUAUGGGUGCCGGCAGCUUGCGAAGCGCGAUUUCCGGGAGCGAGUUGCGGGUGGCCUGCGUGGUCUGACCGGACUCGAGCGGGAGGAACUCCGGAAGCGUGGAUGGUCGAUGGGUUGGUGGCUGUUGCGAGGCGCCUUCUACGAGAACAUCACCAAAUCAUGGUUGCACAGCAUGACCGGCAAGAUGAAGGGCAAGCCACUCCUGGACUUGGUGGGCAGUGUUGUCGAGGACUACGAAUACCUCUGGGACAACUACUACUUCUCGACUGCUACCCUGUGA
This is a messenger RNA of Penicillium cataractarum, 1155 nucleotides long. RefSeq names its product peroxisomal membrane protein PEX16. NCBI's taxonomy places the organism in Eukaryota, Fungi, Ascomycota, Eurotiomycetes, Eurotiales, Aspergillaceae. The transcript is spliced from 4 exons. Gene Ontology annotation, biological process: peroxisome organization. The record is from RefSeq and is a predicted model, not a curated record. Gene Ontology annotation, cellular component: peroxisomal membrane. The coding region runs from base 1 to 1155 and encodes 384 amino acids.